Messenger RNA from Cucumis melo (muskmelon), 1491 nucleotides. RefSeq lists its product as uncharacterized. The record is from RefSeq and is a predicted model, not a curated record. Gene Ontology annotation, molecular function: RNA binding. Lineage: Eukaryota; Viridiplantae; Streptophyta; Magnoliopsida; Cucurbitales; Cucurbitaceae. The transcript has 9 exons. The coding region runs from base 383 to 1147 and encodes 254 amino acids.
UGGAUGUAAAUUGGGCCGAAGAAAGAGACUGAGAUAGUGAAGGUGGCGGAGGUAGGUGGCAGUGAUCCAAGAGGAUUACGUGCGGUCACGGCGGCGAUAAGACCGGGACCUCAAAGCCCUACUCUCACUGGUUCAUACUCGGCCACCCCUUUUCUUCUCCUUCUCCUUCUCUUUCUAUAUAUUCUUCCUUCUUUCUCUUUACCCACCGGGGCCUUCGGAAAGGCGCUUCAUUUUUUUAAAAAAACCACCCAAUACCCAAUCAUCAACGCACACACACACACACACACGGACGGAGUGCUGUAGAUUCUUCUACCUCUUUCCAAGCUUCUCUUGACAUUCUCUUCUUUCUUUCUUCUUCUACUACUGACCUCACCCACUCACGAUGGAUAGGUACCAGAGAGUGGAGAAGCCCAAGUCAGAGAAUACUCCUAUAAACGAGAAUGAGAUUCGCAUUACUACUCAAGGAAGGAUGAGAAACUACAUUACUUAUGCCACCACUAUUCUUCAGGAGAAAGGGUCAAACGAGAUUGUUGUCAAGGGAAUGGGCAGAGCUAUCAAUAAGACUGUUAUGAUUGCUGAGCUAAUUAAGAGAAGGAUUGUCGGUCUCCAUCAGAACACAGCAAUUGGAUCCACUGAUAUAACUGACAUGUGGGAGCCACUUGAAGAAGGACUUCUUCCUCUCGAGACUACAAGACAUGUUUCAAUGGUGUCAAUUACCUUGUCCAAGAAGGAGCUAGAUACAUCUUCUACAGGAUACCAAUCACCUCUUCCCGUUGACCAAGUGAAACCAUGGAAUGAAUUUGAAGAUGAAGGAGAUGGAUCACCUAGAAUAAGAGGUAGGGGACGUGGUAGAGGAAGAGGCAGGGGUAGAGGGAACUACAACGGUCCAUCUGAGUAUCAGGGAGAUGGUUGGGAUGGAGGGCGAGGUUUUGGACCUCGAGGUCGAGGACGUGGAAGAGGUCGUGCAUUUCGUGGAAGGGGACGUGGUUAUGGUCGCCAAUCAGGGGGAUAUUAUGAUUAUGGUGAACCUAUGGCACCACCAGUACCGGGUCGGGGUUUCGCAGGACGAGGUCGUGGCAGGGGUCGGGCUCGUGGUCGUGGUGGUUAUUAUCGAUCCGAUGGUCCAGUGCAAGCAGCUGCUGCUUGAGAGGCAAACGUGAUCAACGUGGUUGCUGGUUGCAUUUUGCCAAUGGCCUCGAUAUUUUAUAGUUCUGUCUUCUAUUUUUUUUGUUUGUUUUCUUUUCAAGUUCGUAAAUUGCUGCCAUGGAGGUAGGAGUUGUAGUUUCUGUAGUUUUGUUGAGAUAGGAAGGUUUUCAUAGUUCGAAAUUAACUUCAAGUACAUCCGAGGCAAAUGGCUGUAAAUUAUUAUUAAUAUUUUUUUCAUAUUCGUAUUCAAUAGGAGAGAGUGGUAGUGUAGCAGCAGCGCAGUACAUUCUUUCAUUCUUACGUGAAUUUGCAUGCUGAUCUAUCUAUAUAUUUUUUUCUUCAUUA